Messenger RNA from Nematostella vectensis (starlet sea anemone), 6281 nucleotides. RefSeq names its product receptor-type tyrosine-protein phosphatase F. The coding region runs from base 107 to 5353 and encodes 1748 amino acids. The transcript has 35 exons. Gene Ontology annotation, molecular function: protein binding; protein tyrosine phosphatase activity. Gene Ontology annotation, biological process: protein dephosphorylation. The record is from RefSeq and is a predicted model, not a curated record. NCBI's taxonomy places the organism in Eukaryota, Metazoa, Cnidaria, Anthozoa, Actiniaria, Edwardsiidae.
GACUGAUAUUAGUUUCAGACAAAAUCUCAAAGUAGUCCAGCAUUUCUGUUUCGUUUCGUGACUAUGAGUAUUGCGUGACAACGAGCUACAUCUAACUACGCACAGCAUGAGUCUACAGAAGAGUCUAGUAAUGGAGGCGAGAGACAGAUUUUGUUCCCGGGUGGCCUUCGCUGUCCUGUUCCUGCAGUUUACCACAGUUUAUACGGAAGGUUGCCCCGGUCAAGCGGUUGGCAUUAGCAAUAGUCGAGUGUUACCAGACAACAGAUUUUCAGCUUCGACAAUAUACGACAGCAGAUACCAUCCCUAUUAUGCUCGACUUAACGGUUCGCCUGGAUGGUGCCGUAAAAGCAGUGAUCCUAAGGGUUAUCUUCAAAUCGACCUCAACGCCGUGUUCGUGGUGUGCGCUGUAGCAACACAGGGCGCCUCAUAUGGGACAGAGUGGGUGACGUCAUACAAAGUUCAGUUUUCCAUGGAUAAUCAAGCAUGGUCCACAUACCGGGAGACUGGGACCGACAAGGUAUUCAAUGGUAACACGGACGGAACGACAGUCGUCAAGAACACCCUCGCGGUCCCCACCAUGGCGCGGUUCAUCCGGUUUGUACCUCUUACUAGUCAAAGAGAUCCGACGAUGCGCGUGGAGGUGUACGGCACAAAACCCGACGUGUGCAAGUCGUCGCUGGGUCUAACGGAUGACGUCAUCGCGGGCUCAGCAAUUUCGGCGUCAUCGGGUAACGCAUCCGCUGGACGUCUAUACGGCAACUCAUCUUGGUGUGGUGCAUCGGUCGUCUCUGAGUAUCUUGAGAUUGACCUGGGAGGGGUGAGGACAGUCUCAGGAGUAGCCACACAGGGGUCCCCUGGGGAGAACAAGUGGGUCAAGACUUAUAACCUUCACUAUACUACUGAUGGGACACGAUGGCUGAUGUUUAAGAGCCUUAAUGGUAACGCGAACAAGGGCCUUACUGUUAUCAACUGGUUCAAUCACAAAAUCAGAGCGCGCUACGUCAGAAUCACGCCACUGACCUGGAAUAGCGCAAUCUGUUUACGAGCAGACCUAUUUGGCAACAUCGAGUGCUAUCCUGAUGGCAAGAUAGUCAUUUCUCAGGCGACAUCAACAUCAUCAACAGCCAUCCGGGUUGAAUGGACGACUUCAGCAAACUACAGGUUAAACGGGAUAUUCAAGGAAUACAUAAUACAAUAUGAGUACACGGCAAGCGAUGGCCAAAGGAUAACAAAUACAAGAAAAAUAACAGAUACCAACAUGCGGCACCUCGAGCUUUCCUCGCUCAGGAAAUUCACAAAUUACACUCUCACUGUCAACGCAAGUAACUCUCGAUAUGCGGGAGCCACAAGUGACGCGCGUAUUAUACAGACCUUGGAGGACGCCCCGGACUGUGCCCCUACAAUUUUAAGUACCAUGGCGAUGACGUCAACGUCAAUCCGUGUCAACUGGAGAGCUCUUUCUGAUGCAUGCACGAACGGAAUCGUCCGCAAAUACGUCAUAUCGUAUCACAGGCACGGUGGUAGCGAACAAACCACGGAGGUCAUCGUACCCAAGACAAGCGUGGAUAUCAGCAAUCUGGCGAAGUACACGCAGUACACGGUCAAAGUACGCGGGUGUACAGUUAGUGAUGGUCCUUGGAGCGCCCCAUAUAUAGGGAGAACCAGAGAGGAUGCUCCUGACUGCGCACCCACAUCCCUUAGUACAACUGUAAUGACGUCAACGUCCAUCCGUGUCACAUGGUCAGCUCUUCCUGGGACAUGUACGAACGGGAUAGUCCGCAAAUACGUCAUAUCGUAUCACAAGAACGGUGGAAGCGAUGAAACGACGGAAAUCAACGCACCUAGAACGAGCUUCGAUAUCAGCGAUCUUGAAAAGUAUACCGAGUACACAAUCAAAGUUUGCGGAUAUACAGUCAAGCACGGUCCGUGGAACACUCCAGUUGUCGCGAGAACCAAACCCGAUGUUCCUGAAGGCAUCCCAACAAUCUCAAGGAUCGCGCCAGGUUCAUCUACAUCAGUGGACCUAACAUGGACGUUCACAGCGACAGAUAAAAUAUAUGGCGAGUUCCAAGGCUUCAAUAUCACGUACAAGGAAGAGGGAGGCGGUACUUUGUACAACACGACCAAUCACAUGACACGGAGCUUCACCAUUACAGGACUCAAGAAAUUCACUUACUAUGAAGUUUCGGUGUCAGUGCGUAACCACGUGUUCAAAGGCCCGGACUCUACAGCUACACAAGUGCGGACCGACGAAGAUGUUCCAAGUGCAUCACCCUCCGCUGUAAGUCACUCCGAAAUCAACUCAACGACAUUCAAUAUCAGUUGGAGCUCAAUCCCCAAAGAUCAGCGCAACGGAAUCAUCACCAGUUACGAUCUGGAACUAAGUUCCGGACAAGCCAGACGGCGCAGGUGGUCCAUUCCAGAGUCCUUCACUUCCACCUUGACGUACAUCGUACUGCAUAAUCUGGAAAGUUGCACCAUUUACCAUCUGCGGGUGCGGGCGAGAACAGGAAAAGGACCUGGUCCGUACAGCCCACAAUACACGCUACAAACAUCCCCUCCAGGGACUCCAACGGCGCUGAUGGCUUCAAAAGAGACCGAAACUUCGGUUCUCCUUAAAUGGAGACCCCCGGACUUUGUAGGAUCAGUCAGUUACACGAUCACGUAUAGAGGCAUGAAGUCCUACUGGCCGAAAUGGAAAGGACACAAGGGAGAAAUUACUACCUCGUCCCAGUCUGUCACCAAAGACGAUCUUAUUCCGGGGACAAAGUACAUCUUCAAUAUAACGUCAUCUACGAAAUGUGGAACAAGUAAACCAGUUACAUUUACAGCUUUGACUACAAAAGUGGCGGAACCUGUAGCGCCGACGGUGGGCAGAAUAUCUCGCGACACGAACGUUACAUUAUGGAGGGCAGAGCAAAUAAACGGUCCCAUAGAUUCGUACCAGGUUAUAGUUCUUAAAGUGAAGUCAGAUAACGUGAACCUGACAGAGAUUCAAGCAGAAGCGCUUUGUGAAGACGACAAACAGAGAAAGAAAAGAAAUUACUACAUUGUAGCGGAAUUGGAUGCCUUUAACAUGAACAGGACAAUCAUCAUUGGUGACGAAAAAAAAUUCACAGGAAGACAGCAUAAUUACAAGAACAAAGCUCUUGAAAAAGGCAGCAACUAUAAGGUCUACAUCAGAGGAAUGACCUACCUGGGCGACGAAAAGGUUGAUAUCUUGUGUGGAAAAGUUGCUCUUGCUGGAAUAAUAGAGUUCUCUGUAGAAAUCAAGGAAAACAAAAUUGCCGACCCUCCUACGCCUGUAGGAGCCGUUGCUGGAGGGAUAGUCGUGCUUCUGCUUCUUUUGGCUGUCGCCGCCUUUUUAUUUCUCAUUAUAAGAAGAAGAAGAAGCCGUGAAUCAUCCAAGAGGAAGCCAGCGAUGCAAAUGGACUCCAUCAACAACGGAAUUGAAGAAGAAAGCACAAGCGAUCAAGUCGAUGAAGGAAGGAGUAAUCAGCAGCAGCGGCCAGUUGACCUUGUAGAUGACGGCGAUAGCAAUCGAAGGGAGAUUGCAGAAGCCGGAAAUAACGAUGGCAUUUAUGACAAUGCUGUUGACGAUUUGUCCAAGCCAAUCUCGGUCGCACACUUUCCAAAAUACGUCGCGAUCAUGCAGGCAAAUAGGGGCAUCAGGCUAGAAGCUGAAUACAAGAAUGUAAGUAAUGAGCAGCAAUUCUCAUGGGAUGCUGCACGGAAAGCCGCUAACAAGAAGAAGAACCGUUAUGGGAACAUUGUCACAUAUGAUCAUUCACGCGUGGUACUGGAGCGAGUCAAUGGUGACGAGGAUUCGGAUUACAUCAACGCGUCAUUUAUCCACGGCUUUGAUGGGACACCAAGAUCGUACAUCGCCUCGCAAGGUCCACCUCCUCCAACAUUUGAAGGCUUCUGGCGGAUGGUUUGGGAACAGAACUCGCAAUCCAUCGUAAUGCUCACCAACCUCGUCGAGCUAGGCAAGACUAAGUGCCACAAAUACUGGCCAGACAAGACCGAGACAUACGGUGGCGUGACAGUCACGCUACACCAGUCGGAAGUAUUCGCAGGCUACGAGAAUUGUACCUUCAUCUUAUCUAAGGAAAAACGGAGUGGCAGUCGAAUAGUUCGUCAGUUUCACUUUACCGUGUGGCCGGACAAGGGCGUUCCCCAAUACGCAACAGCAGUCCUUGCGUUCAGACGAAAAGUGCGCGCGUUGAACCCGCGGGACGCGGGACCAGUCAUCGUCCACUGCAGUGUUGGCGUUGAACGCACUGGUGCCUAUAUUGUUAUUGACGCCAUGCUGGAACAGGCCAAAAAGAGCCGAACCGUGGAUAUUCGUAACUACCUCAUAGCGAUCAGGAAACACAGGCCACACAUGGUCCAGACAAAGGAGCAGUACUCGUUUAUCCACUCAGCUGUGUUAGAAGCCCUGACGUGCGGCAACACAGAGAUACAAAGCGAGAAAUACAACCAGGCCAUGCAGAAACUUGCCUCUGUCAACGGUAAAUUCCCGAUGACAGGAUACGCACUCGAGUUCCAGAGGCUGAACUCCGUAACAAGCCGUGAGAUACCGGUGGAAGAGAAAAGCGUUGGAGAGAAACCACAAAAUCUGCACAAGAACAGAUUCUCUGACAUCAUAGCAUUGAACAGCUGUAGGGUGAUGUUGCAUAAGGAGCAUGCUGACGAGGAGUCGGACUACAUCAACGCCGUAUUCCUACAUGCUCACAGGGGGCGCAAUGCAUUCAUCGCUACCCAGCAUCCCUUGCUGGAGACCGUGGAGGAUUUCUGGCGCAUGGUGACGGAUUACGACAUCGGGACGAUUGUCAUGUUGAACAACCUGCACGAACUUGACCAGGAAUACCCUAAGUACUGGCCUGACCAUGGACCUACCAAAUAUGGUCACAUAGGGGUCAGCGUGCUCAGCAAGCAAGAGCAAGGUGACGUCAUCUGCACCAAGCUUAAGGUGACGCGAAAAAAGAAGACGCACGAGGUUCGUCACUUGCAUCACGUGUCGUGGCCAGACAAGUGCAUCCCUGAGGUUGCCUGCAGCGUUCUGGAUCUUUUAGACGAAGCUCAGACGUCACAGCAGCAGUGCGGCAACGCGCCAGUAUUGGUCCAAUGCAGUAACGGUGUUGGUAGGAGUGGCACGUUUUGUGCGAUCUCCUCAGUUCUUGAGCGUUUGAAGACAGAGCAAGUUAUUGACGUCUUUCAAGUUAUUAAACGAAUUCGCGUCAAUCUGCCAGGCGCGGUGGAGAGCCCGACGCAGUACAUGUUUUGCUAUCAAAUCAUCCAGAAGUACUUGGACUCCUUCAGCGACUACGCGAACUACUCAGAUUGUUGAAAAAUAGGCUGACGAUAAUGAUGAAUCCAGGGAUUCUAAGCAAUAAAUUCUAAAGGCUAAGAAGGGGGGGUUGGAGAGUACUAGAGUUCCUAAAUUGCAGGGCUAGAGAACACAAAAAAAAUUAUACAGACCACGUGUCUUAGAUAUGAAUGUUAUAAUCCCGGUGGGGGAGGGAGAGGAGACUCUCCCAAAAAGUAGACGGGGAUGAUCGUCCCAUCUUUUAGGGUAUAAGAUUCCGACCAACUACCAUCCCUUGGGGGUGUUGGAGGAUUUUUCAGAUUUUGCCAUCUCUUAGGGUAUAAAAUUUGACCAACUGCUAUUCCUAAGAGAGUGUUUAACGUGUUUUUCCGAAUCUGUUAUCUCUUAGGGUUUAAAAUUCGACCAAUUGCUAUUCCUGAUAAGAUGUUAAACGUUUUUUUUUUUUCGAUUUUGCUAUCUCUUAGAGUUAAAAAUUUGUUCGAUCAGACCCAAUUUGCUUGGGAAGGAUUUCUGUUGACCACGCCAAAGUACAAUCCCUUAUGGUUAAAAUCGAUUUUGAUGAUCACCCCCGUCUAUUUUUAUCGGAGUCCCCCAUUGGAAUUAUAAUGUUCUUAUGCAACACCGAAAGAAAUAUAAAUUGUAGGGAUACACUUGAAGUGUGCUUAAGGUGAUAUUGUAAACAACAAAUAAUCCAUCUAUCGUAAUUUGCAAAGUAUUUCUUUUUCGUGGAGCUACGUUUUUAUGAAUAAUUUGUCAUUUCCAUAAGGAAAUAUUUCUAAUUUUCCUUACAUUUUUGUUAUUUCCUAUUUAAUAAUAUUGUGAUAUCAUUUUAAUGUAAUAAUAUUUAUAAUUAUUUCAUGGCCGCCCAUACCAUUUAAGUAAAACAGAAGUGUAUACCACUAAUAGGUAAGAUGGUCACACAAUCUUUUAUUAAAACCGGUAUGCUCAA